AUGGUGGACCGCGUGGAAUGCUCGGGCGUCUACAUUGAUGACCGAGUUCGGUCGGAGAGAUGGGUGCGCAGAACCUCCAUCGACGCUACCUCAACCGAAUCCUCUAUCCGCUCCCUCGCCCUACCCGAAGAGCCGGAGGCGCUGCAGACCGAUGUCGAUCUCCUGUUGGGCGUGUGUAAGAAGAUCUAUCUGUGCCAGAGUGGAGCCUCCUUCGCCAUGAAACUCGCCGAGCUAAGCGAUCGGGCCGGUAGCGACUGUACCCCGAUCUUCGCCUUCUUCGGUAUCGAUUUCAGUAGCGACGACCUCAGUGUCGCCCGGCGCAAGGCUAGCCGAGCCUCGUGGAUGACCGACGGCGGCCCUCCAUCACCCGGUUCCAUUCAGCGCACCUUUACCUUUUCCUCCCAUUCGGACGAAGCGCCCGGAUUAUCACUCCUCUCGGGCGUCUCAAACGAUAUCCAAGUUCAAGGUGGCCCGAAGCUCGUUAUUCCGAUCGCCAUUCUGCGCGCCGCUGGCUCGGAUGCGCCUGAGCCGACAAGCGAGCCGCAGAGUAAGCACCCGAUCACUCUAGAACACAAGCAGAUUGCGCGGUGUCUCGAUGCCGGUGCAAUCGAUGUCCUGAUGGCGCCCCUGGAUCGCUCUCGAAUUCAGGGUCUUGUGGUACAUGCUUACCGGUAUCAUCGGUCCGCCCAGAGGGAGAUGUCGCGAUUCUUGGCACACAAGAAGAACCGUAAACUCUCCUGGGUGGGCGUUCACGAUGAACAGCCGUAUGCCUAUCUGAGAGAGGCAAUGGUCUCAAAACUCAUGAAAGGAAUAUGCAACCCAGAGGAGAUUGUUGAUGAGUUUCAAGAACGGGAAAUCCAUGUGGAACCGCACCGGGAAGCUUUCGUUAAAACACAAGUUGGAAGUUGGAGUUUCUGUGCUCACGAUUUCUCCGAGGAUGAGCUAGUAUUCGCAGCCUGCGAGAUCAUCCAGCACGCUUUCAACUUGCCCGGAUUAGAACACUGGCGAUUGACGCCCGGUGAACUGCAGACCUUCUUACUUGCCUGUCGCGCCGCUUACAAUAAUUUCGUCCUCUACCACAACUUCCGUCAUGCGAUUGAUGUCUUGCAGUCAGUAUUUUGCUUCCUACUUCGCAUCGGCGCUCUCCCUCCUUACGAACCCUCUGGUCAAAUCUCUACGCCAAAGGCUUCUAUAGCUUCUCUUAUCUCUCCUUUUGACGCCCUCACUUUACUGAUUUCCGCGAUUGGCCACGACGUGGGCCACCCGGGAGUCAACAAUUUCUUCCUCAUCAAGCUCAAUGCCCCCUUAGCGCAACUGUACAACGACAACUCUGUUCUCGAGGCAUUCCAUUGUGCAGCCUUUUCUCAGAUCCUUCGCCGUCACUGGCCUUCAGCCUUCAAAGACAAUCAACUCCGCAAGCUCCUGAUUAGCUCCAUUCUGGCUACUGACAUGGGCGUUCACCAGAAGUUCAUGCAACGGAUGGGAUCUCUGCAGGAGAGGUACCAUGAUAGCCAGAAGUGCGUCGAGGACUGGAAGCCCCAGGAUGUUGAACUGUACAAGACCCUCCUUUGUGGGUUAUUGAUCAAGUGUGCCGAUAUCAGCAACGUGGCACGGCCUUGGGCGAUCGCCGAGAAGUGGACUCGAAUCCUACAGGAGGAAUUUGCCAACCAAGGUGAGAUGGAGAAAGAGGUAGGAAUGGAGACUGCGCUCUUUGGCGGGCCGCCUGAGCUGGGCAACAUCUACAAGCUGGCCACCGGCCAAAUUGGAUUCAUGUCCAUUUUCGCGCUUCCGCUAUUUGAGGGUGUUACCGAUCUCCUCCCCCAAUUGCAGUUUACUGUCGAUCACAUGCGCCGUAAUCAAGCGCAAUGGCAGGAGCACGCCAAUAAUGAGCUACGGACACAGGGACUAGCGGUUGAGGAGCGGGCGGAAAGCGCGAUUUCUCCUCGCUCGCAAAGUCCUCAGGGCAAAGCGGACGACGAAGAGAGCACCCCAAAGGCCUCUUUGAAGCCUACAGACAGCACACAAUACCCUCCUUCACCAGAUUCUGAGACCAGCAGAGCCUCGCCCGAUGGAGCCUAUAAUGAGAAUAACAUCGAGCCAGUCGUGUCACCUGAUACUCCUGGUCCGCAAAUCGAGAUUACUGGCACGCCUCUGGCUCCGGACGUGCCGUCAAGAAAAUCCUCGAGUGCCGUGCCCGGCGCCAUGCCGGACUUUUCAUACUUUUCCAUCCCCGGCGGUCCACAACCUGGCCGAGGAUCUGUUGGAACACAAUAUCAUACCCCUCUGACCGAUUCGGCCCACUCUCUAGAGGAUCCGGCCGCCCUUGCCGCUGCUCAUUAUGCCAACUCCGCUAAUGCCAAUUCGUCCAAUACUAACUCGGCCAGUGCUGGCACUGCCGUCAAUUCCAUGACUGCCGCCGAGCACGAAUCCAUCCCUGAGCCUAUCCCGGAGCGACCAAGCAGCUCCCGUCAAGGCCCAUCUGGCUCUCAUCGUCAUCACGCACAUCACAGCUCCUCUGUUCGCACCUCUGCCCCGUCAGGAUCGAACCGCAACAGCUGCACCCGAACCCAUAGUAUCAGCGCACACAGCAACAACAUGACACCCAUCUCACCCGCGACCAAUGCCACAAGCUUCUUAGCCGUGGAUAGCGGGGAUGAGAAGCGGGUGUCAGACGAUAGUGCACCUCAGAGCGAGAUUGGCGACAAUAGCACACGCCCGAGCACAUCACAUGCUUCUAAUGCCGACCGGGAUAGCACCUACAGCCGUGGUAUUCAUAGCUCCGGCGUAGAUGCAGCCCAAUCACAACCCGAGAAUGGUCACCACAAAGACUUCCUCCGGGCCGGGUUUAAUGGCACUCGGAGCCCAACUCAGUCCACCACUACCGGCGAGAGCAUCAAGAAUGAUGACACGCAGGACAGCCACCAACACGGGAACGGGGUGGUCUGCACAGGCUCACAAAGCGGCGGAGUCGCCUACGACUUGCCUUCUGGAAGCGUCGCCCUCACCACCAAUCCGAGGUGCAUGGCGAAAGCUGAUUCCUUGCUUUCUCUUCCUAGCUGGUGUUGA
Penicillium maclennaniae is the source of this 3066-nucleotide messenger RNA. It is a transcript of the gene pdeB, whose product is annotated as 3',5'-cyclic-nucleotide phosphodiesterase PDE2. NCBI's taxonomy places the organism in Eukaryota, Fungi, Ascomycota, Eurotiomycetes, Eurotiales, Aspergillaceae. Gene Ontology annotation, biological process: signal transduction. The coding region runs from base 1 to 3066 and encodes 1021 amino acids. Gene Ontology annotation, molecular function: 3',5'-cyclic-nucleotide phosphodiesterase activity. The transcript has 2 exons. The record is from RefSeq and is a predicted model, not a curated record.